Xiphophorus hellerii (green swordtail) is the source of this 2451-nucleotide messenger RNA. It is a transcript of the gene mtx3, whose product is annotated as metaxin 3. Gene Ontology annotation, cellular component: SAM complex; cytoplasm. Lineage: Eukaryota; Metazoa; Chordata; Actinopteri; Cyprinodontiformes; Poeciliidae. The transcript is spliced from 9 exons. Gene Ontology annotation, biological process: mitochondrion organization. Bases 211 to 1134 code for a protein of 307 amino acids. The record is from RefSeq and is a predicted model, not a curated record.
CAGUUAAAAAGAAAACUAUUUUAUACUUGGUGUAAAAACGCGGAGGAAUGUUUCUUUUAUAACUUUGAACAUUGUUUGCUCAACACAGUGAUCGUAUUUUUCACCUAAUUAGUUCAUAUCUUGUUUGUUAAUGAUCGCCCGUGUUUCUUUGGUCUGUUUGUCUGAGGACAGCUGUGCCGUGACGUCAUCAGCUCCAUAUGAAUCAAAAAUAUGGCGGCUGCCAUGGAGCUGAGAUGCUGGGGAGGAGACUGGGGGCUUCCCUCUGUCCACACCGACUCUCUCGUAGUUCUGGCCUAUGCAGAGUUUUCGGGAGCGAAGCUCUCAGUUUCUCCUGUGGAUUGGACAUGGAAAACCUUAACAGCGAGCGUCCCAGAGCUGGUUUGUGGAGACACCGUUGUUCAGGAACCAACACAGAUUCUGAACUUCCUGAGGAAACAGAGGUUUAAUGCAGACUACGAGCUGACAGCCAGACAGGGAGCAGACACAAUGGCCUACAUCGCUCUACUUGAGGAGAAACUGCGACCAGCUCUGCUCCACACAUUCUGGGUGGAUGCAGAGAACUACAGCAACCUGACACGGCCGUGGUUUGCUUCCCGCUCACCGUUCCCGCUAAACCUUUUCAUUCCGAGUCGCCUUGCAAAUGUCGCCCUCGCUCGCAUCCUGGUAACCAGAGGAGAGGGGCUGCUGCACAGAAUCUCUGAGGUGGAGGGAAAGAUUUACAGUGAUGCUAAAGAGUGCCUGAACCUCCUCUCCUACAGACUGGGAACUGCAGACUAUUUCUUUGACAACAGCCCAACCAGUCUGGAUGCCUUUGCGUUUGGUUUCUUGGCUCCGCUUCACAAAGCAGACCUGCCCAGCAGCCCUCUGCAGAGCCACCUCAGACAGCUGGACAACCUCACUCGUUUCUGUGACAACGUCCUCGCAGCCCACUUCAGUCCAGAUAAACCCCGUCUGCUUCCACCUGUUCAGGAAACAAUGGAUGCCAAUCUGCAGAAACUAACACAGCUUGUAAACAAAGAGUCCAACUUAAUAGAAAAGAUGGAUGACAACCUUCGCAGCAGCCCACAACACAAACCUCACAGAACCGAACCCAAACCCUGUAUGUCUUCUUCAAAGAACUCUACCCCGGCAUAACGCCCGACCUUCCAGCUCUGAUCCAGCUGCACGACUCGCCAGGCACCGCCGUGUUGACCUCAACCAAACCCAACAUACUGAGAAGGGGGGAAAAGCUCAUGAAACGGGACUACUGUGGCUGAAAUGGAAGAAUUUCAUUAAUCAUGUUAUUAAGACUGUAUAAUUAAGAGACUAUUUUUAUGACAACGACGAUAGAUUUUAAAGAUGUUCAUCAGAAACGAAGGAAAAGUGCAUGUGAGAUGUAUUUAUAAAAAUGAAGAGAGCAUGCAUGUGGUCAAGAGUGGAAAUCUACAAAGUGGUGCGGGAUGACGAAGACGCGAAAUAUUGAAAGGGACGCCAAAGGAACCGAAACGUCCAGAGAGGAAUAUUAGUGGUGCAGACUGCCUUUCUUUUACCGUUCUGCUGAUUUUAUUUAAAGGGAUAAACCUCUAAGUUCUUCCUGUUUGAGUUGAUCUCUUGCAGUCUGUGUUGUGGUGCAGAUUUUUGUUAAAGCCUGAGAAUAUUUAAUAUCCGUCCAUUUAAAAAGCGUUAUUUACAUUGGAGGGUAAAUACCGAGAGCACAAGAUGUUUUUUUUCAGAUUUUGACAUCGGCUGUAAAAUGGUCAGUAAUUUCUUUUGCAGUAGUAAAUCUAAAGUCUGCAUGCAAUCAGGAUGGCAGGUAUUUAGUCUAUUUAUUUUUUUUGGUUGAGGGUUGCUUGCAUAGUUUUAAAUAGGAUGAUUAUAAUUGCUUUGUUGCGAUUUCCUCCUAUUAGGGCUGAUCAGCUUUUGUCAAAAACAUUAAGGAUUUGCACUUUAAAUCGAGUUGCUCACGCAUAACAUUUGGGACUAAUUCUGUGUGUGUGCAUAUGUGUGUCUUAUUGUGACAUUUAACAAUCAAACCACCUCGUUUGUUGCCUUCAUUUCUAUGCAGCUGGUUUUGCACAUUUAUUUAUUUUUUUCUGCCAUGUUUUGCGUGAUUUGCUGUGCCUGUUUAUUUCCUCUGUUUAAACCCAAGUAAGUCUCAUUAGCUGCUUUGCUUGUUUAUGGACUGAGUACUAUGAAGUUCUUCAUGCGUUAACAAACCCCAUCUUUUCCAUCUUCUGACCAGACUUCCUCACAUUCAGUGUUACAUUCCCUCUACAGCGCCAUCUUUUAGAAAUAUUUUUGCUGCCAGUCAACAGAUGGUUGCAGUGUGCCUUCAUGACUGCUGGUUUCUUCUUCCAAAUGUUCCUGUGAGUUUUUAUACACACUUCAUAAAUGAUAUUUCCCAUGUUUCUUGAUUUUGUUCAUAACAUGCCUUUACAUUAUUUAAAUACAAAAAGUACCAAACAGAAACAA